This is a messenger RNA of Cotesia congregata, 249 nucleotides long. Lineage: Eukaryota; Metazoa; Arthropoda; Insecta; Hymenoptera; Braconidae. The record is from the annotation of a GenBank genome assembly.
AUGACUUUAUACCAACAUGUAACCAGUGCAAAUCCACUCCGUAUUCACUUGAAGAAAAUAAGUGUUCCGACAUGCAACCUUCCUCAAACAUCAUUAGCAUCAUUUGAUCAACCAAAUGUGGUUCAAAUUAAAAGCAGAAACGAAAGGCAACGUCAAAGAUCAUUAAAAAAAAAAUCAUCUGUUAUUGCUGAUGCAUCUGAAGCUAUUUCCACACUUCCUGAAGAUAACAAGACAGAAGAAAAUCCGUGU